AUGCGACAGUUAGUACUCCCCUCCAUCCUUGUAGGGCUGCUGACUCAUGAGACCUCCUUCUGCAGCGCCCGCGUUCUCUCUCUUGGGGCCCAGGGGCCCCUACUGAGUGAUGCAGCAGAUUUGGGGUUUGCUGCUGUCGAUAGUGCUGAAGACCCAGCAGCAGCAGCAGCAGCAGCAGCAGCAGCAGCAGAGCCCGCUGCGAGCCCUAGAAGCAGCAGCAGCAGCUGCCGCAGCAGCCGGUGGCGGCCGGUGAAUCAGCUGCUGCUGACUCCCGGCUCGCUGCUUCCCUGUGAAGCAGACCCAGCAGCAGCAGCAGCAGCAGCAGCAGCAGUAGACCCAGAAGCAGCAGCAGCAGCAGCAGCAGAGCCAGCAGCAGCAACAGACGCAGCAGCAGCUUUGGCCGCUGUUCCCCUUGAAGAGCCUGCUGCCGCUGAGGCUGCGGACACAGCGCAGCACCCAGCAGCAGCAGCAGCAGUCGACAGCAGCAGCAGCAGCAGCAGCAGCAGCAGCAGCAGCAGCAGCAGCUGGUUCUCCACUUUCCUGCAGCACUUGGCCUACGCAGCAGCAGCACAGUCUGCUGCUGUCUCCGGCGUCUCAGUGUACUCUUCGCUGCUGCCAGCCGUCAGUCCCCCCGCUGCUGCUGCAGCAGACACGGCAGCAGCAGCAGCAGACGCAGCAGCAGCAGACACAGCAGCAGCAGCAGCAGCAGCAGCAGCAGCAAACAGCUGGCGGGACUGGGUCUCUGCCUUUUUUGCCAAAGUGGACCAAAAGCUGGAGGAAGGAGGGCCCGCCUUGUUUGCAGAAGUUUACGACUUCACUUUUGGCCUGGAGCCUCAGAUCAAGGAACCCUGGGAGUCUUCAGCGGCGCUCUGUAGUGCUGAAGGCCCCCAGUUCUGUAUCCUCCGCGCAGAGGCGGUGUCAGCUUGGAAUGAAGUAGGAUUUGAGGGCAUCGGGGCUGGGGCUGUAACUCAGGACCCCGAGGCAGCGCUUGAGGCGUUGCAGGGUUUAGGAGAAGAGUCUCAACAGUCUGCAGACGCGCGCAGACAUGCAGCAGCAGCAGCCGCAGCAGCAGCAGCAGCAGCAGCAGCAGCAGCAACAGGCUCAACUUAA
Eimeria necatrix is the source of this 1110-nucleotide messenger RNA. RefSeq lists its product as hypothetical. NCBI's taxonomy places the organism in Eukaryota, Apicomplexa, Conoidasida, Eucoccidiorida, Eimeriidae. The record is from RefSeq and is a predicted model, not a curated record. The transcript has 6 exons. Bases 1 to 1110 code for a protein of 369 amino acids.